AGAGCCUUUGUCUCUCAGUUUAUAAACGUACUAUAGAACCAAACGUAACAUAAUGUGCAUUUCUGUCUGGUGUUGACGAUUCAGAAUAGUACUGGGCGUUAAUAUAUGGAGCUUAUUUGAAGUGUACUCUAUCAAGAACAAUGUGGAACAAAGCAAUUGGAUUUGCAAAUGAUCUUCUUCUUUCUUUCACAUUUCUGAUCACAACUGCUGCAUGCAGUUUGAGCAAUGAAGCUUGCUUUGAUCUUGGCUUGAGAAGAACUGAUUUGCAAUGUACCUGGUGUGAGAAAUUAGCUCAAUUUAACUUGGAAGAUGUUUUAAAAGAAAAUUGUUUGAGCUGUUGUGGAGUUAAAGCAGUAAAAGAGCCUGUGAAAAAAUAUUCACAAGCCCGUCUUGAAGUAUGCGGAUGAAAAAUAGGUCACUACCCACAAAUCCAAGCAUUUGUGAAGAGUGACCAACCUAGCAGCUUUCCUGGCUUUUCUGUGAAGUACGUUCGUGGAGCAGACCCUGUCAUAAAGCUCCUUGAUUCAGAUGGAAAUAUCCAAGAAGAAUUGAGUAUCCAAAAGUGGGACACGGAUACUGUUAUUGAGUUUUUGAAAGAACACCUGGAAUAAUUUUGUAAUCUUCUUUUCUAUUCAAAUCGCAUUCAAACUGGUUUUUAAGGCAUGUUUUUACUAUCAGUGUUUUCUUAAUUAUUAGUGGUUUUGGAUGUACUGAUUGCUACGGCAUUUAAUUCAUCAUCCUAUAUUUAAUGAUAACUGUUCAAGAAACCACGUAUGGUGUGAAUAGUUGGAUGUUUAUAAGUUAGAUGAUAAAGUGCGGUUGCAAACAGGAUUGAAUAAAGUCAUUGUAAUUAACUAUGCACUGAAAUAAAACAUAAUAUUCAUUCAUUUUUUGUGUGUUUAUUUAUUUAUUUUUUUUAAGUCUUACUUUUAUUUAAAAUAUACUUUUUGGAUUUCUGAAGAUUAGUGGCGGCUCGUGGGAGGGGCCGGAGGGUGCCUGGGCCCCCUCACUAUUUUCAGACAAUAAUUUAUAUUUUUAUUUAUUCCCCCCCCCUUUUUUUUGUGCGUAUGUGCUUGAAAUUAAAAAAAAACAAGGAUUGUAGUCUUUUCCUGCGCAUAAUCCGCGGAUUAUGUGCUAAAAAAGUGUAAAAUUAAUGAGUUACGGAUUAUACGCUGCCGCGGAUUAUCUGUUCUUUUUUCACCUUCAAUACCAACGCAUUGAACCUCAAUAUUUACAGCAGGAUUCGCAGAGACCGUUACCCUGCCUGUAUGCUGUUUAUUUUACAUAGCUUGAAUGUUCAGGCUAUUUAAAAUAAACAACAAACAAUUAAAAAAAGAAGCCUUUAUUUGCACAAGGUUAGACAGUUUGCUCUUUUCUUGACUGUUUGUCUUCAAGUAAUUAGCAUACUAUGAUGACAAAAUAGAGUUUAAAAUAAAUUUAAUUUUCUCUA
Molecule: messenger RNA, 1450 nt
Organism: Uloborus diversus
Lineage: Eukaryota; Metazoa; Arthropoda; Arachnida; Araneae; Uloboridae
Product: selenoprotein F-like
Exons: 5
Cellular component (GO): endoplasmic reticulum lumen
Molecular function (GO): oxidoreductase activity
Source: RefSeq, a predicted model, not a curated record